Hibiscus syriacus is the source of this 738-nucleotide messenger RNA. Its product is annotated as ubiquitin-conjugating enzyme E2 7-like. Gene Ontology annotation, molecular function: ubiquitin conjugating enzyme activity. Lineage: Eukaryota; Viridiplantae; Streptophyta; Magnoliopsida; Malvales; Malvaceae. The coding region runs from base 84 to 605 and encodes 173 amino acids. The record is from RefSeq and is a predicted model, not a curated record. The transcript has 5 exons. Gene Ontology annotation, biological process: protein polyubiquitination; ubiquitin-dependent protein catabolic process.
ACUUUUAAUUUCCUCCUUUUUUUUUUCUUGUUCUUCAAAUCGCAGGGCUUUCUCAGCUCUCUCUAGAAUCCUCUAUCGUUUAUAUGGCAUCUCAAGCCAGCCUCCUCCUUCAAAAACAGCUCAAAGAUCUUUGUAAGAAUCCGGUUGAUGGGUUCUCUGCCGGAUUGGUUGAUGACAACAAUAUCUUUGAAUGGAGUGUUACAAUUAUCGGACCACCUGAUACUCUUUAUGAAGGGGGAUUUUUCAAUGCCAUCAUGAGCUUUCCACCUAAUUAUCCAAACAGUCCCCCAACAAUGAAAUUUACAACAGAGAUUUGGCAUCCUAAUGGUAUACCUUUGUCUGUUCAUAAUCUUGUGCCUUCAUCUGAUGCAAGAAUUAAUAUGAUCUUUAAUGUUUUUGCAGUUUAUCCUGAUGGGCGUGUUUGCAUUUCUAUCCUUCAUCCUCCUGGUGAUGAUCCGAAUGGCUAUGAGCUUGCAAGUGAGCGCUGGAUGCCGGUUCAUACGGUUGAAAGUAUUGUAUUGAGUAUUAUAUCAAUGCUUUCCAGCCCAAACGACGAAUCUCCUGCAAAUGUUGAAGCUGCUGUAAGUGAUUGUUGCAUUUCUUGAUUAAUUCUGUGGUUGCAUGUGAUGUUACUUCCGAAUGUUUGAUGCCCUAACAUGGUGUCCACCCUUCUACUAAGGACUCUAGUGUUAUGAAACUCCCUUCAAAAUGCUUAUUUUAUCAAGCUCAGUUUACCAU